Molecule: messenger RNA, 5570 nt
Organism: Anastrepha ludens (Mexican fruit fly)
Lineage: Eukaryota; Metazoa; Arthropoda; Insecta; Diptera; Tephritidae
Gene: Mgat4a
Product: alpha-1,3-mannosyl-glycoprotein 4-beta-N-acetylglucosaminyltransferase A
Exons: 3
Coding region: 1003-2850 (615 amino acids)
Biological process (GO): protein N-linked glycosylation
Cellular component (GO): endoplasmic reticulum; endoplasmic reticulum-Golgi intermediate compartment; Golgi stack
Molecular function (GO): acetylglucosaminyltransferase activity
Source: RefSeq, a predicted model, not a curated record
GGCAAUGUUGUUGCUUGCAAUAUGUUGUUUUUACAUUUUGGGCGAUAAUUUAAUUUUAUACGUGAAGUCUGCUGUUAACUUUUGCUGAAAUUCUAAUUUAGAAUAUGAAAUAUAAAAUUUCUAUAAAAUCCUUCGUACAUAAUUGAAGUAUUGCAAAUGUUUGCAAUUUUUAUAUAAUAUAAUGCGAAUUUCUUUUCAACGAAGUAAUGGCGAUGGAUGAAAGAAGCAAACUUAAAUAUAAGUGAUUGCCAUCAAAACCGAAUGAAGUUCCUAUUUAGAUUUCCGUGUUUAUGAAUAUUUGUUAUAAUUUAUUCAGACUGUCACAGACUGACAAAGUGAAUCGAUGUAAGUUGGAAGACAUCUGCUCUCCGAUCGUAGGUGAACUCUUUUGGGGUAUAUGUGCGCAAAUAGAAUGAUACACCAAAAAGGCGAUUGCAGAUUCUUCGAAAUUUGAUAUCACGAAGUAUUUCGUGUGAACCAAAUAAAGAAUUGCGAUCGAUUGGAUAAAUCAAAAAACGGCGCAUAGGAAUUAUGACACCUACAGCUAUCGUCACUCAAAAGGCAAACAUGCAAUGAACAAUGAUAUAAAUAUACUAAAGUACACGUGAUAAAACGUUCUAGCAGAGCAUUCAUAUAAUAUUCUAGCAACGAACUCCUCUCACCACAACAAAAGAAGCCCAUAGACCAUACAAUGAAAGAAACUGAAGAGGCUGGAAAAUUGCAUGACAACAUUUGUAUCCAGAAAAUGAAAACAAACUGAAAUUCUAUACACAUAAAUAUUUUUAUUAGACUUAACUAGUGUGUGGUGCGGCAUUGAAAAUCAAGUAAAAUGCACUAAGAAUUGAUUUUGCGUGCAACUUAACUCUCUAAAACCUCACUGAGCAGGCUAUAUGAACAAACUAUAGAACAGCGAAGCACUAAUUAGCUGUAUUUUUCCUAUUAACGAACAAAUAUUUAUCACCUUUGUGUGAUUAAUACUCACUUUUAUCUUAUUUAUGUUUAAUGGUUAACGCGGGAAAACAUUCCGGCUUUGUUCCACUCGUUCACCCGAGACUAAGCCGAAGAUUUGCAUCGAAAAUGUUCAAAAUACGUGAACGUAACUGUAUACUGGCGAUCACCGUUCUGGUGUUAACACCAUGUAUUAUCAUCCUACUUAUUAUGGGUCCAGAAUUAUCCACCGAACAGUCAUUGUCACAACAAUUGGCCGAGUGUCGCUUCCGUCUGCAGUACCUAGAAUCGAUGUAUCGAUCCAGACAAGAAGAUUUGGCAAUACUAUCGCAAUAUUUGCACCUCACUAACGCAACAACAAUACCGAUGGCGACUGUAGCUCCCUUACCAUUGGGUAAUGAAACUAACACGAGUACAUCCGUAAUGCCAGCGAUAGGAUUACCUACUCUAUUGAAAUCGUUGAGUCCCGAGGCGCGGCAAUUAAUUAAAAACGCCACACAUUCACAUACAACUCAGCGAUUUAGUUCAUCGACUGCUAUACGUCUACCGACAGCUUACAACUUUAUGCCACAUUUACUCGAUGAUUCUGCAUCGUUACAUCCGGCUUAUAUUCGUUCGAAAGGCCGUACAGAUGUGAGUAUUGUGCUAGGCAUACCGACGGUGAGGCGCGAUAAGCAGUCGUAUCUGGUGAGCACGUUACAGAAUCUCAUCGAAAACAUGAAUGAAGAGGAGCAAAACGAAACGUUAAUCAUAGUUUUUAUUGGCGAGUCAGAAGAAGAAUUGGUGCAUGCAAUCGCCAGACAAGUCGAAAUAAAUUUCGAAAUAUACGUUGAUUGUGGUCUGAUUGAUAUUAUAGCACCAGCUGCGUCUUAUUAUCCGAAUUUUGAAACGCUACGUAUAACCUUACAGGACUCAUUGGAACGUGUAAAGUGGCGUAGUAAACAAAAUUUGGACUUUGCAUACUUGAUGUCUUACGCGCAAUCAAAAGGCACAUUCUAUGUCCAGCUGGAGGAUGAUAUUUUGGCUAAAUCGAAUUUUAUCACGGCUAUGAAAAAGUUUGCCAUAACAAAGAGCGCUCUAGCCAAGCCCGACCAGCCAUCGUGGUUUGUACUCGAUUUCUGUCAGUUGGGUUUCAUCGGUAAAAUGUUCAAAUCGGCUGAACUGCCAUAUUUAAUCACGUAUUUCCAAAUGUUCUACAAUGAUAAGCCCGUAGAUUGGUUACUGCUCUAUUUCAUCGAGUCGAAAGUUUGCCGCUCGGACAAAGAUCAAAAGCAUUGCAAUUUGGAACGCGCCAAAUAUUGGUUGCACUAUCGCCCAUCACUUUUCCAACAUAUCGGCACGAGUUCCUCACUCAAGGGCAAAGUUCAGAAGUUGAAGGAUAAACAAUUCGGCUCCAAAGUACCAUCAUUCUAUCCACACAUACACAAUCCAUCGGCACGCGUCAGAUCAAAUAUUGUCGCCUAUAAGAACUUUUUACUCAAGCGUGCAUAUCGUGGCGAAACGUACUUUUGGGGCUUGUUACCACAACCUGGUGAUCUGGUGCAAUUUAUUUUCGAAAAACCAACACUACUACGACGUUAUCUCUUUCGUAGCGGCAAUAGCGAACAUCCUUCGGAUCGAUUUUACAACACUACCGUUGAAGUGUUACCAGCCGAUUCAUUGAGCGAAAACUCUUCUGUGUGGAGUGCGUAUAAUUCGACCACAGACGAGUAUCUAAUAGUGGGUGCAUUCGAUGGUUUGGGUGUCGCAGAGGGUGCCAUUGAUGCAAAAAUCGGCGCCAUCAAAGAGAUACGUUUACAUGUGCAUAGCGACAGCGAAAAUUGGGCACUGCUGAGUGAAAUCGAUUUGGAAACAAAUAAUGGAGCUGUUAGUAGCGCCGUCGAGACACAUACAAAAAGCUGAUUGUUACAACAUCGGAGCUACACUGUCGCGGGAAACAUAAAACCGAAUACGAGUUAAACGAGCAAAUCUCGAAACAAACAUGGCUUAUCACUUGUCAUAGAUAAUUUUUAGAUUACCGAACUUCCACCAGACAAAUUGUGUAGAAAAAGUAAGAAAGAACAAAGAUUUACAGAUGUAAAGAUAGCGAACAUAGAUGCUUUACUGCACAUUUGGUAUACGAAAACUAAAAUCAUAAAUAAUCCACGCUUUUCCGCGACAGUUGGAGCUACAUGCGUUACCGGAUCGCCCCUUAUUUAUAUCCGGCCAAGGGCUGGCACUGCAGCGGUAAUCGGCAAAAAUAUAUGAGAAAUGACCGCGCAGAGAUGAAGUGCGACACGAACAACAACAAAAAAAAAACUAAAAUGGUUGCACAAUGAAAAUUGAAUGUAAAAUACGUACAUAAAACAUAAAAUGACUACAGCAACUAACGCAAACAUGCAUACUAUGUAAAAAUAUCCGUUGUUGUUAUUGUAUUAUAUUAUAAGUUGUUUUCACCCAUUUGAUAUUAAAUUAUUCAAUAACAAUUAAGCCGCAACGAUUCCGUGAUAUUUAGAAACUCUAUACAAAUUAGUGAUUGAAAAUAUUUUGUUUAAGUCGAAUAUCUUUAUUUUAUGCCACCAAAGUCAUGUGAAACAAAUUUCUUCAUCAAACCAUACUUUCAGGAAGCUUACCAGACAUAUUCUUAGGGAUAUAUUAAGGAAAAAAUGUCUAAUGUCUACUAGUUUUAGUAUGAGCUUGAGAGGCAUGUGAGGUUAGGCAUUGUGGAGGAGCAUAUCUGCAGGUGGAAUUUCAAGGUAGAGCCUGCCAGCGCAAACGAAAGGCUGUGCGAGCAUAAGCGAUAUUUUUAACAAACGUAAAUCUUUUUGUGCUGAUAAGUUUGUACCUAAAAGCGAUAUUCAUAACUGUGCUGAUUAUAAAUAAUUAUUUAUCGCUGUUUGUAUGUUUAGAAACGACGUUUAUGGUUAGUCUUGAUUGGCGCGAUAAUCGCUCACGCGAUUUUGACCGAGUGUAAUAAAGCGUUUCUUUCUCGUGCUAACAAGAGCCAUGGGCUGAAAAGCCCCGGGCCUAAUAAAGAAAACAGAUUUUUUUUUUUAUUUCAAAUUAGCUUUAUUCAUCAACGGGCCUAAUAAAGAAAACAGAUUUUUUUUAUUUCAAAUUAGCUUUAUUCAUCAACGUAAUUUCCAUCAAGAACCAUGCAAUCAUUCCAGCGCCGCUCUAACAGUUCAAUACCACUUUUGUAGAACGAUUUAUCUUUUGCCUCAAACACUUUUGUAGAUCGUUUUACCUUUUACCUAAAAAUAGGUCUCAUUUUCAACGAUAAUCUCUUCAUUCGAGCGAACUUUCUUACCGGCUAGCAUUUUAUUUAGGUAUGUGAAGAGCCAGUAGACGCUGGAAGCCAAAUCUAGCGGAUACGGUGGAUGUGGAAGCAAUUCGAAGUUCAAUUCAUGUAGUUUUGCCAUUGUUUUGAUUGACUUGCGAUUCGCUUGUUUUUGGUCAACAGUGAGCAAACGCGGCACCCACUUUGAACUGAGGCUUCACAUAGUCAAAUGCUCAUGCAAUAUAAAGCCAACACGGUCUUUUGAUAUCUUUUGAUAUCAAUUUUGUGGAUUUGUUUCAUGUUUUCUGCUGUUACCGCCUCAUUUGCACGUCCACUGCGUUGUGCAUAAUCGGUGUCUCUACGACCCCGUUUGAAGUCAGCAAACCAUCGUUUUAUUGUUGUUUCUGAUGGAGCGGAGUACCUAUAAAAUGUUUCAUUACUUCGUUUGUACGCUAUUUUUUCCCUUCAAAAAGUAGUGUAAAAUUAAAAAACCGAAAUUUUUUUUGUUUCAUUAUUUUGAACACUACAAAAGUAGCGUCACUCUUAGUGCAAUAACUCACGAACUAAUGAAUGGAAUAUCAUGAAAUUUUGACAGCUGUCUUUUUAAGAUUUGUGCUAACUGAAAAAGAGGUGAAUGCAAUAAAGCUAGUGCCAUCUAAGGGUCAGGCUCGAGACUUUUAUGCCCAUGUCAUUAAUGCCUUAUAACAUAAUUUUCCAACUACAUAGUUUUAUCACCACUGCCCUAACUCGGAGCCUCUCGAGGCUAGUAUUUAAUAUAUUGUUUUUUACAUACAUUUGUUUUUAAUAUUUGCUCUGUGGAUGUAAACUACUUAAAAAUGAAGGGAAUCAAUAGAGUUCACGGCGUUCGUUGUACUACUCGUACAAAAUAUGGAAUACCGAUACUUCGUCUAAGUGCUGUAAAAAAAAUUAAUUUCGAUCUCACGUUGAUUCCAUGCCAGAUUCCGAAAAGUUGAACGCCCACAUGCACUUCUCAGCACCUGACUAUACGUACCAUUUUUCAAUAUACUAAAAAUAUCGUAUGUUUUUUAGUUUUAAUGGUAAUCUUCCUGCAGCUCUUAAUUUAAUUCCAAUCGAACAAAUUCAUUGUACAUACUACAUACAUAUGUACGUAAAACUAAAUGAAACCUUUGUAAAGUCUACUUGUAAGCUUUUCUCUCUUAUUUGAGUACAUGCACAUACAUAUUUCGAUGUGUAUGCACAUAUGUAUGCCCGUACAUAUAUUUGAAAUGUGUAUGCAUGCCCCAUUAUUGUUUGUAUGUAUAUCUCUAUAUAUGUAUUUGUUAAUGUAUAUGUGUCACAAUGUUUAAAAAAUUAUGAUUUACAGUAUUUUAAGCGAAAAUAA